Molecule: messenger RNA, 4365 nt
Organism: Saccostrea echinata
Lineage: Eukaryota; Metazoa; Mollusca; Bivalvia; Ostreida; Ostreidae
Product: membrane progestin receptor gamma-B-like
Exons: 2
Coding region: 118-1095 (325 amino acids)
Cellular component (GO): membrane
Molecular function (GO): signaling receptor activity
Source: RefSeq, a predicted model, not a curated record
CACGCCGUGUAACGGUGAAAUCGGUGUAUUGGCGUGAGUUUUCCAGGGGAAUGGACAGAGUCUGACAUUCUUGUGGAUCUUUUACUUGCUUCAAAGGUUUGGGUGAAGCUGACCAGGAUGGCAUCGAGCGGACUCUCGGGCCCCACCUAUAAGAUCCACCAGGUGCCAGAGCACUUCCACGAACACUUCAUCAUUAGUGGGUACAGGCACCCCAAGAGUACUCCAAUCCAGUGCAUUCUCAGUGUGUUUGAUGCAACUAAUGAGACACUCAACUUCUGGACCCAUUUCCUGCCAUCUUGGUAUUUCUUGUGGGUGUUACGAGACCUCUCAGAGACACUGGACUUCAAGCAUGACAGUUACACAUGGCCACUACUGGGUUAUAUGUUUGUCUGCAUCAUCUUUCCUUUGGCUAGUGCUGCAGCACACACCUUUAAUACCAUGUCAACUUUGGCACGACAUAUCUGUUUCUUCAUGGAUUAUGGUGCUUUGAGUAUUUUCAGUCUUGGGGUGGCCAUUGCCUACAGAGCAUACUGUUUUCCAUCUGAUUUGAAAGACACCUGGUUUGGACAACAUUAUACAGAUAUUGCUGUGGUUAAUAGCCUGAUUUGUACUAUGGUGUCUUGCCAAACUCGCUUCAUGCCACCAACCACUCUUAGAAAAGUGCUGCGCCUUGGUGCCUUUGCCUGGCUGUACUGCUAUGACUGUAUCCCAAUUGUUUACCGCCUUCUGUUCUGUAGCCCUGAAGAUUGCACACUUCAGUCCCAGUUCAUACAUGGACGGCAGUUCUUCUUUGCUGUCCUCGCUGCUUUUUUGUAUGCUACCCACCUACCUGAGAGGCUGAUCCCUGGCCGCUUUGAUAUCAUUGGCCACAGCCAUCAGCUCUUUCAUGUAUCCUCAAUUCUAGGAGCCAUGGACCAAAUGCAGGCUAUUCUGUACGACAUGAAAGAUCGUGGGCAUCACCUUAAUGGAAGCCAGUGGGAAUUCAGCUCUGCUUGGAGCACCAUUGGCGUGAUAUUGUCAGUUAUGACUGUUAAUACCUUGGUUAUUGUUUUCUUCUCUAUUAAGUUAAAGUUAAAUCACCAUAAGGUGAAAUGAUACUGAGGCUGUAUAUUUUCCUGUUGAUUCAUAAUAUGUUCACAGCUUAUUAUAUACCGGUAAGUUCUAUGUGUAAUUGUAACUAAACAAGAUUAUCAUGGCUUAUUUUUCUAUUCAUGAUAAACAAUCAAGGACCAAUGUAUACAUACUAGGUGAUUUUGUAAAUCUGUGCAUGAAAAAACUUCUUAAAUCUAAGGAAUGACUGCAUGUGACCCAUUAACAUUGUAUUCUUGUGUACGCUGUGUUCAUAUAUAACUGUAAGUUAACAGAGAGGGAUAUUACACAAAUUUAUAUAAUUGAUGACAUUCCUGUACAUGGCUUAUACCGGUAAUAUAUAAUAAUUUUAUACAAUUUCUGCACAUACAUGUAUUGAUAAACUGAAAUUGAUUAUUUACUGUAAAGUACUUUUUCCAAUGGGUCAUAAUUCCAUGGAGUCACAAUUUCUGUUUAAUCUGCAUAAAGAAAAUUACACAUUUUUAUUAGAUUGCCAUUAUAUGCCUUAAAUGUACUUGAUGCAUACAGAGACAAAUUUCAGUACAUUAAAUUUAUGACUGCUUACAUUACAUAUAUAACAUUAUAUUAACAUUUCCAAUGUCUUUGUCCGAGAUAAAAUUACAAAUUGUAAAAAUACUUUAUUUCUACAUAAAUCUACUGGUUCAUCGAUAGGCGCGGUUAAAAAAAAUCACGUGCGGGGCGGGAAAAAAUAGAGACAGAAGCGGGGCUAUUAGCACGGGAAUUUGCAGAAUCAGGAGCAUGUAAAUAUAAGGAAUAACUGUCAGAUUUUUUGGAUUCAUGACGAUGAUCAAUCGAUUGGCUUGCGUGAUAAUUUUAUGCAUAAACACCUUCGGCGUUUAUGCAAAUUAUCAUGCAAGCCACUCGAUUGAUCACAUCAUGAAUCCAAAAAAUUAGACAGUUAUUCCUUAAAUAUAAAUAAAUACCAUGUGGAAAAAAAUACUUCUACAGUUAUCCUUAAAUUUGUGUCGUCAUAUCAAACUGCAAGUAUAAAAUUUAGAAUAUUUGAGGAAUUCACCAAGUGUACAAAUUUUUUCUGUUUUUAUAUUCCACUGAUAGACUCUUCAUCUCUUGUACCUAUAUCAUAAAAAUAUUGUGGAAGAACUUCAUGCAUCUGAUUGUGGAAGACCAACACUUAUUAGUGCUGCAGUACUGUGAUAUAUAUACAUGAUGUCAUAUUUUUAUAUAUAAUCAGUUUCCAGAAAUGGUCUUUUUGCUAUGGAUGAUUUUAAGAAUAAGCACAUAAUGUCCUUGUGUUAUAAAAUACUUCCUCUCAGCAAAAUGAAACCUUAAUGUAAAAAAAAAACAACACUCCCAGAAUGUCAUCAUUACAACAUGUUACAAUUGUAGGAAUAUAAGUUUGUAACUGGCAGACAUAAGAGCUAUAUUUCUUAUUAAGAUUUUUUUUAACCAUUCAAAUAGAUUUCCAAUUGCAAAGUUCCUACAGAAAUAUGUACAUGUAUUAAAGUAUUUAAAAAGUCUUGCAUUUAGCGAUUUAUCAAUUAUGUUAGAACAGCUGACAACUAUAGAUCUUCUAGAUACUGCCUUUGUCUUUACAUGUUUGUGUAUUGUUUACUUGUCUUUUUGUUUCAAAGCCUUCUUAUUUACAUGAUUGUGUAUUGUAUAUGACUUUUAGUUUCACUAAUGUGUACUUAGAUGUGGCUAUUCGACUUCAGCUGAUUGGUGUAUUUUUCUGAAUAUACAUAAUAUAUAUUUUAAAGUCAUACAUUUUAUUUUACUUUCUUGUUCACACAUUUCAGGUCUUUCAGAAACUGUUUUCAUAAGUUCAUAGCCGUGUUCAAUCAUUCAGGACUUUUUUUUUGAGAUCAGAUAUUAUUUUAUUGUUUGAAGUAAAAAAAAGGAGUUACCAGUUCAGUUUUGUUUCAACUUUUUUGCUUGUUGUCUGAAUGUCUAGAUAUUUGAAACAUUUUACCAAGUGUUGAAGUGUACGUUUAUCAUAUAUUCACUCACAAAGGUUACCUGCAAUCUGAAAAAGAAAAAGGGACUAAAUUAAGGACAGAUUUUUUAUAUGAAUGUCCUCAGGAGGUCAAAUACUUGUUUAACCGAUAUUGUCAAGUUUACUCAAGCUGAAUAUUAUGUUGAAACUGUGGUGCUUUAAUAAUUCUAUUCAAAAAGAUAAUGGUCUUGUUGAGUGCACCAGAAAAAAAUAUAUAUUCUUAGAGGUUUUAUAUAUAGACUUAUUUUUGCAUAAUUUAUUUGAAAACAAAAUCAGCAUUUGAAAGAAUAUGUGGCUUAAUUUUAUAAUUUUUGAUCUUGUACAAAUGGCAGUGUAUUCUUUGAUAAAUUUUGUUUCAAUGGUAAGAGAUUCAGAGAAGGGCAUUUUCCCCCCUUCCUCUUGAAAUUUACCAGUUAGGCAUCUGUCUAAAACUUCAGUGUCUUAAUUUUAUAACGACCAUUUUUUUCUUAAUAUGAACAAAGAGUUAAAAUAUUAACACUGGUAUUCAAAUUGGAAUUGAAUCAAUUUUCAUGAAAUCAUACCGGUAAGCAAUGUUACUGUAGUUAUUGUGUGGUAAGCACCUCAUGCAAUUAAGUAAUAAGUGUGUGUUUUUUAAAAUUAAAUUUCACUUGCAAUAUUGAAAAUUAUUCUGUUCAGGCAAAAUGCUGCUUAUUAAAAAUUUUAACACAAAAAUUAUUAAUAAAAUUCUAAAUACUUAAAACUUUUCAUUUGUAAUAAUAGAGUGUCUAUUGAUGUAUAAAAUCUAUGUGUUUAGUUCUAUAUAUAUAUAUAUUGACCAAAGAGUUAUAUAUAUUGUCAGAACUUUUUUGGAUAUUAAUUUUGUUUUGUUUUUUAUUAUAAUUUAUUUCAGUCAUAUUAUUUUAUAUCAUUUUCACAAGAGACCAACAGUUAGAAUAUACAAAUUUUAAAAAUACUCUGUGUGAUAAAAUUAAAUUGCACGUGCUUAUAAAGAUAUUCAGUAGAAUAUGAACAUUUAGCAGUGGACAAUAUUCAACUCAAUAUUUCUUAAAUAAUGGUCAGGUAUAUGAAUAAUCCUUUCAUUUUACCAUCAACACAGAUGUACUAAGGUUUAGAGAAUGUUGAAGACAGUUUAUUAUUAUGUAAAGUUAUAGAAUGCAGUAUAUUCAAGCAUAGUUAAGGUUCCACACUGAUUGUAUAGUGCAAUGACAUUCUGUAGUUGUGGCUUGGCACUCAUAUAUUCUUUGCAAUGUUCCUUGUUGAUUUUUUGUUUCAAUUUUAUGUUAUGCUUUGCAAAUAUUGUAAUAAAUUUUGUAAAAGUA